Bemisia tabaci is the source of this 4388-nucleotide messenger RNA. It is a transcript of the gene Elp1, whose product is annotated as elongator complex protein 1. Gene Ontology annotation, biological process: tRNA wobble base 5-methoxycarbonylmethyl-2-thiouridinylation. NCBI's taxonomy places the organism in Eukaryota, Metazoa, Arthropoda, Insecta, Hemiptera, Aleyrodidae. Gene Ontology annotation, molecular function: tRNA binding. Gene Ontology annotation, cellular component: elongator holoenzyme complex; cytosol. The record is from RefSeq and is a predicted model, not a curated record.
UUUUAUUAUUUCGCUGAUAUCGCACGUGGGGUAAAUGUCGAUCAUCGAAUUUUAAAGUUCAAUUUGUUAAGUGUAGUCAGAGUGUAGUGGAUGUGAUUAAUUCAUGUUUGGAUUCAUGAUCGUGACUAAGUUUUGAGUUGUCAUUCGUCGAGAGAAAAUGAGAAAUCUUACCAUUCUGAAGAACUUGUGUUUCCGUGUAAAUGAGCUGACAGAUUGUGAACACAUCGCAACAGGGAUAAAUGAUGCAAACCUACGCUUCAACUCUUCUCCUCUUGUUUACUUUUAUAAAAGUGGAACAAUUUACUCCUACGAUCCAACAUCGGAAGAAAAAUCUACAAUCCUUGAUCUAAAAACUUACUAUGGAAUCACUGACCCGCCAAAACUUGUCGCCCUAGACUUCCAUCAAAUUUCACAAAGUAUCAUCGUAAUUGUGUCUAGUGGUGAUGUUCUAAGUAUUCCUGUUGUUGAAGUUAGCUCGUUCACUGCAGAAUGUGUUGGAACCGUAGAAUCUGGCAUCAAAGCCAUGUCAUGGAGCCCGGAUGAGGGAAUAGUAGCAUUGAUCACUAAUGAAGAAAAACUUAUUCUUAUGUCUUCCUUGUUUGAUUUGAUCGCUGAAGUUGAUCUACUGAAUUCAGCAACAACAAAUGAAUUUAUUUCUGUUGGUUGGGGGAAGAAAGAGACUCAGUUUCAUGGGUCUGAAGGAAAACAAGCUGCCAAACAAAAAGUGGAUACUUUGUCAGCAGAUCCGGCGGAGGAUGACAAAAUGAUCCGUAUUACUUGGAAAGGAGAUUGUUCAGAGUUUGCAGUUAGCUAUUUUUGCCCGUUCAACAACAUUCGCUGUAUCAAAGUAUUCAACAAUGAAGGGGCUUUGAAAUCUGUCGGUGAACCUGUUGGGGGGUUGGAAGAAUCAUUGGCUUGGCGCCCAUCUGGUAAUUUGAUUGCUUCAACUUGUUUACUUCCCAAUAAACACAUCGUUGCCUUUUUUGAGAAAAAUGGACUCAGACACGGAGAAUUCAAUUUACCCGAAAAUAUCAAGGUGAAAAAUCUAUUUUGGAAUGCCGACUCAAACAUCCUGAGUGCUCUCUGUCAUGACACAGUUUCCAACAAAGAUUGUGUUCUCUUAUGGUCUGUCGGAAACUACCAUUGGUACUUAAAACAGAAACUAAGUUUUGAUUCGAACAUAUCCUGGUUGAAGUGGGAUGCACAAAAUAGCUAUCGAAUGUAUAUUUUACUCACUGAUGGAACUUUCAUCAUGUAUGAUUGGAUGUUUCGUGUUGACCAAUCUGAUAAUUCUUGCACUGAUUCAGAAGCUUUUGUUUGUGUCAUUGAUGGCACCAAUCUUCUAUUAACGCCUUUCAAGAAGUGUAUCAUUCCCCCACCAAUGUGCAAGCAGACGCUCAGUAUUCCCACCUUUAUCAACAGCAUGUCUUUUUUGAAAAACUCCAGCAAUGCAGACAAUGUAAAUGAUUUUUGUAUCUUCGGUUCUGAUAAAGGCUACUUGUGUCGAUACAAUAUCAGCAACUCUCAACACAUGUUGGCAGAAUCUUUUGAAUAUCCAGACAACAAUGAGUUGUGUCUCCAUCAUUGGCUUUGGACCUCUGCAAGUCAGUUUUGCUGUAUCGGGUCCAAUAGUAAGUUGGAGAAUACCCUUUAUGUCAUGGACUUGAAGUUUGAAAAAUUGGAAGUCAGGCACUCAAUAGUUUUGGAAAGUGCUGUGUUCACGCUAACCAAGGUGAUGAAUGAUCUACUUAUACAGUUAGAUGAUUGGAAACUUCUCCUUUUUUGUAUGAGUACUCAGACCUUCAAGCCUUUCUCCUCUGAAACACUUCCUGAGCCAUGCAGCCAUGUAAUAUUUGACACAAACCUGUUUGCUCUGAGUCUAACGCAUCGACUGUAUAUGUAUGACCAGCUGGUAGCGACUGGUGUAACCUCUUUGCAUUACCAGAGACCAUUUCUCAUUGCAACAACUACAAAACAUCGUCUUUUGAUCUGCGAAAGUCAAUCAAAUAAAGUUUGCGAGGAGGUGUCAUUGCGAAAUACUGAAAGAGGAGCUUUGAUAGUGACAACAACAGGACUGUCGGUCAUCCUCCAAAUCCCCAGAGGGAAUUUAGAAACUGUGCAGCCCCGUGCAAUGACCGUACUCAAUGCCGGAAAAUUACUCGACAGCAAAAAUUAUCUAGCAGCUAUGUCCUUACUGCGGAAACAACGAAUUGAUCUGAACCUUAUUGUUGAUCACAAUCCUCAUGUGUUCUUGCAAGACAUUCCUACUUUUCUGCAACAGAUUGAAGAUAUUGCAUGGAUUAGUUUAUUCAUAAGUGAGCUCCAUAAUGAAGACACAACACAGGGAAUUUAUGCAGCGUAUUAUCGGAGGCCCACCAAUUCAGUUUUAUCUUUAAGCAACAAGGUUGACACUGUUUGUAAAGCAAUGUGCAAAGAAAUGACUGCUAGAAGUAUUGAUACCUAUUGUCACCCAAUCUUAGGAACCUAUGUAAAAACAAGCCAAAUGGAAGAGGCACUGAAAAUAGCCCAGACUGACAAAGCAUUGAAACAUUUACUUUUCCUUGUAGACAUUGAUACUUUGUAUGAAACUGCCCUGGCAAUUUAUGAUUUGGAGGUAGCUUUGAAAAUAGCUAGCAAAUCGCAGAAAGAUCCAAAGGAAUAUGUCCCUUUUCUCAAUUUGUUAAAGAGUAUGGAACCAAAUUAUCGAAAGUUUACAAUUGACAAGCAGGCAAGGAAAUAUGCAUCUGCAAUCAAGCACUUAUCUGCAUGUGAGAACAAGUUUGAAGAGCUUGAAACAUUCAUGGUCGAAUUUUCUCUUUAUUCAACCGCAAUUACAUUAUUCCCUGCUGAAGACCCAAGGUACAAAAAAGUUGCUCGAAAAUAUGGGGAGUAUUUGCUCAGCAAAAGACUUUAUGAGGAGGCAGCAUUCAUGUUCGAGGAAAGCGACUCAUUAUCAGAUGCUGUUUCUGCUUUUAGUAAAGCUGGACUGUGGAGAGAGUGUAUCACUUUAACAGGACGCCUCAAUUAUAGUGAGACUGAGCUGAACACAUUGCUCUCUGCUACCAUUAAGACUUUGAGAUCCAUGGGUAACUACUCUGAUGCAGGUUACAUCAGUUUGCACCACCUGCACGAUGCUCAUCAGAGUGUGGAUAUUUAUCUGGAAGGUCUCUUGUUCUCGGAUGCAGUUUAUGUUGCUGAAUCUCAUGCACCAGAAUUAAUCAGUAAAAUUGUUGAACCUAGCAUCUUACAGUACUCAACGGCCAUGCUAGAAGUUAUUCAUCAAUUUAGAGAAAAAUUCAAUAGGUAUAUAAUGCGCUUGAAGCAAGUUCGAGUCAAUAAAGUAAAUGCUGCUAAUCAUGAUCCGGACUUUCUUAGUGAUAUUCAGUCUGAAACAAGUAGUGUGUCAUCCUUUAAUACUUCGAAUGCAUCGAGUAGGUCAUCACGGACAAGUUGUCGCAGUGCACGUAAGCAGCAGCGUAAACUUUGGAGUCUGAAAGAAGGGAACCCUCGAGAGGAAAUUUCAUUAGUCCAAGCGUUAUCUGAGAUAAUUAAGGCAGCCUAUAACAUGACAAAGGAAGUGCACAAGGUCCAAAGAUUUUUAUUGAGAUCAAAGGAAGGUAGCAAAGCAAAACUCCUACAACAUAGCCUUGCUGAACUUUUGAGCCUUAUCAAGGACAAUCAAUCUGUAAUAUGGCCUGCAAAUGACGAGGAUGGCGAAUUGGUCUCGGUCGAAGACGCCAUGUUGAAACAUCCACCAGCUAUUCAACUUGAAAAGCACUGGGAAUGGUCGAUUUUUAAUUGAGUUUUUGCUGUGAAUAUUUUGUCGCAAUUAAGUCGGUACCUUUUUAUUUAUAAUGUACAUACAUUGCAAAAUGUAAAUACUUCUCUUCGAUGUGUUAAUGUUGUAAAUAAAGUAGUCUUUAGGAAGCUUUAGUCUAGAGUGACUUAAUGAUAGAUGAUAUGAAGAAUUAAUGAUACAGAAUUAGAUCUUUGCCACGUAAUGUGGUGACUGAUGGACAGAUUCAAGAAAUCAGCCAGAUUCAAUGUGAAAAGGGCUGAAAAGCAACAGAUUUUCAAGUGUCAUAGGCUGAUUACAAACCCAGUCACUACAUUAUUAGAUUUUGUUUUUUGACUGGUAUUUUUUUCUUUUGCGUCAAGGACUAUUUUGCAGUACCUACCAAGGAAAAAUGCUGUACAAUCAAUGAGAUUCAAUCUGAGAAAAUUACAUUUAUAGUCUUGCAUAUCUCUAUUAAGGAUUUGCAAAUUCUAAGUUUUUGUUUCAAUUAUUACAAUGCUAUUUUUCUGUAAGAAGUAAGUGCUAUUUUUUCUCGAAAAUUGUUAAUUUUUUGUGUUAAAAGAAUGUAUUAAAUCAAGCUUUUCGGCCUGAA